CUGUUUGGUGGCUGCGGCUUCAGCACAGCAUCUUCCAUAAUGAAUUAUAGUUUAACUAACGUUUAAUUUAAGUUAUUGACCUUAAAAUAAUCACAUGUGGAGGUUAAACAAAGUUCGCCACAAAGCUGGGCGACAAGGCGACAGUUUGGAGGAGCUCAAGGUAAAGAGGCGAGAGCAUGAGAAAGCGCUGAGACAAGCCCGCAGAGAUAGACAGCUUGUGAGCAAGAGACUCCUACUGAAUGAAGAUGAGGACCCGCUGGAUGUCACCAUGGACACCAACUCAGCAGAACAGGACGUGGUCGGUUUGUUCCACAAGCUGCAACACAGCGGGCCAGAGAGGGAGGCACACCUGAAGGCCUUGAGUAAAGCUCUCCGCGACCCAUCAGCACAGCUCACCUUUAUCAAGCAGGAGAAUAGUAUACAUCUUCUAGUUGGUCUCCUCACCGGCUCUGAUGCUACAUGCCGUCUGCAGGCUGUUAGGUGCCUCCAUCAGCUGUCUCACUCUCCUCACGCUAGUGUUGCACCAGCCUGUCUGCCUGCCACCCCCUACCUUCUCACCUACCUGUCUGGCCAGAGCACCAAGUUCACUGAGCUGUGUCUCUACACACUUGGUAAUUUAUGCCCAGACAGUGAUGCUGUAAAAGAGAAGCUCCUGGCCCAGGGAAUCAUACCAGCUCUGGCCAACUGUAUAGAGAACCAAAGACAUAACCUUGCGGUGGUGGAAGCCGUGGGAUUCACCCUCUCACAGCUUCUCCAGGCCAAAGACGCAGCCGAAAAAAUAAUCCCGAUGGUGUUGGCCUCUAGUUUACCUCCGCACUUGUUAUCAGUCCUGACUCCAGACCCAAACUUUGGCCUGGCACCUGCCAUUGAGUGUGCGUGGUGUCUGCACUACCUCACAUGCAGCACUGAGGACAACAGAGUGCUGUUGGCUCAUGGGGUGCUGCUGCAGUGCAGUUCCUUGUUAGUGUCACUAGGUGGUGCUGUGGCCAAAGGAAACAAAGAAGAAGGCCUGGAGCUGCUUAUCUGUCCUCUGCUGAGGUGCAUGGGAAACCUCCUGUCUUCCUGUCCAGUUAAAGACCUAAGCGCUCAAGUGGGUGACGUUCGUAUCGUGGUUGCUCUGUGUGCACUCCUUCAGGCGUACCUGCAGACCCAGCCAGCUCUGGCCAGAGAGUGUGCCUGGGUGCUCAACAACCUCACAGCUCACUCCAGCGCUUUCUGCUCUGCUCUGCUGACUCUCAACUUGGUCCCUGGACUUAUUCAGCUCCUCCCUUUCUCUCAAGGCAUCAAUACCAUGAUCCUGAGGGUUCUAGCUAAUAUUGCCCACAAGAAAAAGGAAUUCUGUGUCCAGCUGGCCCAUCAUGGGUUACUGUCUGCACUCUGUGCCACACUUAAAAUGGCCGACCAAGAGAUGGUGACCCUGAGUAUGGAUGUCCUGUUCAUGCUCCUAGGUAGUGGUCCACAGGUUGCAGAGGAGUUUGUGAGGCAAAGUGGACUCUCGCUGUUAGAAGCCAUUCAGUACAACAGUGAAGGAGAGAUUAGACGGAGAGCAACACAUCUACUGGAGCACCACCUGCUGUCCUACUCAUCCUAUUGCUCGGUGGACAACAUCCCGUGCUCCUGAGCCAACCGAAAGGCAUCAAAUUCACAUCUAUAGGGUACAGUGAGUCACUGACAGCGUAAGGACACACCUGAGAGUGCAGGACUUUUGUUUACACUUUGCAAUCUAUAUAAUGGACAAACAAUGUUAUACUUAAAGCCCCACUCCAGCCAGUGUUACUUCCUGUUUUUCUGUUAACUGUUGUCUCUAACGGAGAAUGGGGAUGUGGGUAAUAGUCUGGCAAAUCCGUUACCAUGGCAACCAGAUUGCCUUUCUACCAUAGGUGUCAAGAGUAACAUCUUAAGGAAGGGGGUUCUGGGUUGGAAUCCAGUGAUAGUGUGAUAGUCUGGCGACCUGUCCAGGGUGAACCCCGCCUCUCACCCAAUGACAGCUGGGGUAGGCUCCAGCACACCCACGACCCUGUACCAGGAUAAGCGGUUACAGAAAAUGAAUAAAUGAAUGUCUCGGUUUGGGUUUGGGCUCGCUAGCUAACAACAGUGUUUAUCAGUUUGCUACUCAAAUGGCAAGGCAUGACAGCGCACCUGUGCGAGCUUUAAGGAUGACUUAUGACCUGCAGCUUUUAAUAUAGUCAUACAUCAUCCUCCAUUUUAGCAACAAAAUUACUUUGAGCGCAAAUUAAGUUAUUUGUCAAAAAAUAUUUCUGUAAACUGUACAGCUAAUCAACGGGAAAUGAAUCAGAAAAAUCUGAAAUAUAAAAAUGCCAAAAUACACUGGAGUGGGGUUAAAAUCAAUUUUUAAUACCUUUUGAAAAUGAUCUACUGGUAAUUUGAUGUUUACCAUUUUCAGUGUUGUUAUCAAUGGUAUUUUAGUGCAUGUAAAGAUGAAAUAUUUUUUUAAUACCUGAGACUCAGUACCUCUAGUCUAUUUGUCUGUUACAUCUUGUGGCACCAUCACUUGAUUGAGUCACUGAAGAAGAUUGAUGUGUUUUAGCUCAUCUAAGUCUCUCCUGGAACAUCUACUGUACAGAGGGUGGGUUUAUAUAACAGACUGUACAUAUGUAGAAUAAGGGCAAUAGAAGUUUUUAGAGGUAUCAUGUAUUUUUAGCCAAUAAUGCAUUGUCAAUGACUGUACAUUCACAAAAUAAAUUAUGAAUAAAU
Messenger RNA from Epinephelus fuscoguttatus (brown-marbled grouper), 2715 nucleotides. It is a transcript of the gene tmco6, whose product is annotated as transmembrane and coiled-coil domains 6. The record is from RefSeq and is a predicted model, not a curated record. Bases 95 to 1621 code for a protein of 508 amino acids. The transcript is spliced from 13 exons. Gene Ontology annotation, molecular function: protein binding. NCBI's taxonomy places the organism in Eukaryota, Metazoa, Chordata, Actinopteri, Perciformes, Serranidae.